AUGCUAGUUUUUUCUGAUGAUGAUUCAAAAGGCUUCGUCAGAUAUGGAUACAGUGGCGUAAAUGGACCCGACAAAUGGGGAAGCUUAAGCUCAGAUUUCAGUCUGUGUUCUCAGGGGAAAAAGCAAUCUCCGAUAAACAUUGCUAAGAACAUUACAAGCAACGACCCAGAUUUGAAACCAGCCGACAGGAAUUAUAAUAAGACGCGAGCGACAAUCAUCAACAAUGGCUUAAACAUUGAGCUAGUAUAUGAGAAAGGUCCUGGGAUUAUGGCUGUAGAUGGGAAGAACUACACCUUGGAAAAAAUGGUUUGGCAUUUACCAGCUGAGCACACAUUAGAUGGAGAAAGUUUUCCUAUGGAGCUUCAGCUAAUCCACAAGAGUGCCGACAACAAUAUCACAGUUGUUGCGAUCUUGUAUCAAUAUGGCAGUAAUGAUGCUUUCCUUCUACAGGUAGACUGA
Zingiber officinale is the source of this 459-nucleotide messenger RNA. Its product is annotated as alpha carbonic anhydrase 1, chloroplastic-like. The record is from RefSeq and is a predicted model, not a curated record. Bases 1 to 459 code for a protein of 152 amino acids. Gene Ontology annotation, molecular function: zinc ion binding; carbonate dehydratase activity. The transcript has 3 exons. Lineage: Eukaryota; Viridiplantae; Streptophyta; Magnoliopsida; Zingiberales; Zingiberaceae.